UCUGUUUCUCAAAUCUGUUUCAGUUCUCGGCUCCACACUUCACAAUUAUGUGUACAGGUGCAUUUUACAGCAGAGAAACAAAUAAAUAUACCUCCCAACACAGAAAGUGUUGGUUUAUCUUACACAUUUAAGAAUCAAGAACACUUGCAGCAUGAAAAUUCCUGUACUCUUUCAGUUUGAGACCAACGGAUGCUUCAGGGCUUGAUCAGGACUGCUGAUUCACAACGAAAGGGAGAAAAGGAGGUUAUGUUAAAGCUCACCUAUUUGAUUAAGAGCCUUUAUCUUCUGUUCAUGCAUUUCAACAUUAACUAUUCAAGUUCACCGCCUGCACAUCCUAAGAUUUCAAUACAGUCUGUAAAUAUGAAGCACAUUUUGAUAUGGAGCCCUUGGCAGGUGUCCUGUUCAACUGUCAACUACACUGUGCAGUUUCAGGGAGAAUAUGAGUUACACAAGCUAAACGGAACUUGGGUGGAUGCAUAUGAUUGUCAAGAGAUCAGUGAAAACCAAUGCGAUCUGACUUCUGACCUGGCAUCUAACUCUGAUUACUACAUCCGCGUGAUGACAAAAUGUGAUAACAAGACGAUAUGGACUCGACUACCACUAACAUUCAACAGGAAAAACACUGUGUUACUGGCUCCCGUAAUGACAACGGUUAUAGAGGGAGACCUCGUUCAGGUGGGAUUUAGCCCAAUUCUUCCUGAUAUGACCGUAUACAUGGAGUCCUGGAGUGAGGGAGAUGAGCAAAACGCUCUAAUUCAUGUGAUCAGAAACUAUCCAUACCAUUUUACCAUUGCCACCCAUCGAGGAGAAAAGAUGUGCUUUAGGGCAGAAGCACUUGUGGAGGCCAUUAACAAGAGCUGCAGCAUUCAUACUCGGUGCAUCAGUACGCAGACAUCAGAAAACUUUGCAAUACUAGUUGCAGUGAGCAUAGCGGUGGUGGUAGUCGUUGCCUUGGCUAUUUUUCUGGGAUGUUCAGCAACACAUUUUGGUCCAUAUAUAAAACAAACCAUAUGUCAGAGAGAGCCACUUCCCAAUGUACUGCUUGAUGAUCGGCCCAUCAGCACUUCUAUCCUCUAUAUAGAUGUUUCUAUGGAGCACACCGACACACUUUUGGUGUUCUGCCCAGCAGAGAGUCAGUACACAGGUGUGGAGGAACCAGCCUGAGUGAAGCUAUUUACAAGAGGCUGAAAAUUAAACUAAAGUUUGUUGUGAGGAUAGAAAGCUGUUAUUGUUUACAACCAAAUACGUGUUAAUUUAAAAUACAUGUUGAACAUAAGGUUGAUAUUAAAGUAUUUGGUGGAACAAGUUACACGUUUAACAGAAGAAGGUCUACCUCUAAGAAGAACAUUUCGGAUUUUGUUGGUCAAACAAAUUCUCAUAUCUAUUCACUGCCAAAAAAGGUUUUAACUUAAAGUUUUUAUACUUUUUUUAAUUACUCAUUUCACAUGAGUUUGCAAUCAGCUUUUUGGUCCUGGUGAUUUGCUUAAAUGAUAUCAAGAUAUCAUGCUUUGUUGAUGCAAUGGUUUACGCACCACAGAAACACAACUGUUAAGCACUUACUUUAGACAUUUAUCAGCAUCUAUGUGCUUCUGUUCUUCUGAGCACGGAAAGCCAGAAUGUUUUUCAACAUUUGUUUUCGAACAAGUGUCAAAAGGUUUACUAAUGGAAAAGUAAAAAAAACAUUAGGAACUUUUUGUUGUUGUUGAUAUUUUUAGUUUGUUUACAAAUAAGGCUUACACUGUUGGAAUUGCUCCAGUAGUUCUAUAAAUACAAAGUAGUAUUCUGCAAUUUUUGUACAAGUUUUUGUAAGCUAAUAGAGUUUGUGUUUGUUUUAAUGUAUUUGUACAUUAUGAAGCCAUAAUGAGUCAAAUUCAGUUCAACACUACGCAGUAAUAUUCAGGAUGUUUAAGAGCAAGAUUGUAUAU
Molecule: messenger RNA, 1925 nt
Organism: Triplophysa dalaica
Lineage: Eukaryota; Metazoa; Chordata; Actinopteri; Cypriniformes; Nemacheilidae
Gene: il20rb
Product: cytokine receptor family member B16
Exons: 7
Coding region: 190-1164 (324 amino acids)
Molecular function (GO): interleukin-20 binding
Source: RefSeq, a predicted model, not a curated record